GCAGUGACGUCAUAGCGCGGGAAAAUAAGGGGCGCGAAAAUGCUUUGAAGUUCAUUUGAAGACGACUCGAACAGGAUCAACAUGGCUGCGGUGACAGAAAAUACUGCUGCUUCAAGCUCCACUUUCGACGAAGAUGUCAAAAAAUUGAUGGGUAAAGGAAAGGUUCAUUUGGUUUGUAACGAGACUUUGGAGGCUGUCAAAUGCUUCGAAGAAGCGACGAAAAAAUUAGAUGAGAAAUAUGGAGCAUCAGCUGAUGAAUGUGGAGAAGCAUAUUUCUAUUAUGGAAAGUCACUGUUGGAGGUGGCCAGGAUGGAAGGUGGUGUGAUAGGAAAUGCAUUACAAGGAGCAAUCGAUACUGUUCAAGAAAAUGGUGAUGGAGAGGAGAGUACAGACAAGAAGGAUGAAAAAGACAAAGAUGAUAAGAAUACUGAUGCCGAAAAAAAGAAAGACGAAGGUUUGAUUGUUGGACCGGAUAUCGAUGAAAUAGAUGAAGAAGAAAAAGAAAAAAUAGGCCAGGAAGUAACGGAUGCCAUGACUGAAGAUGCAUUCAAAGAAGCAGUACAAGAAGACACUAAAAAAAUGGAAGGAAAACCUUUGGAGAAAAAGGAGAACCAAACUCCUGAAGCACAAGGUGGACAGUCUUUGACUACCACACAAGAGGACACCAAUGAAACCAAUAAAAAUUCUUCAGAGAAAAAGGAGAAAGCUCCGGAAGAAACUAAUGAAGCAGAAAAAACAAUGGCAAAGAAAGAUGAGAAAGAUGAGGCCAAACCAAAAGAACAAGAAGUAACAUCAGAAGACAAGAAAGAAGAAGCACAAGAAGCUGCUGCUGACGAGGAUGAGGAUGGAGAUGAAGGGGCAGAGGAAGAAGAACCCAUGGAGGGAGGAGAAGAAGAAGGCGAGAAUGUUGAAGCAGAACAAACGGAAGAGGAGGAACCAACUAACAUGGAGCUGGCUUGGCAAAUGCUUGAAUUUGCGAGAUUGAUAUUCCAAAAGAAAGAGAGCAAGGAAGGAAAGCUGAUGCUUGCACAGUGUCACCUUAAACUUGGAGAAAUUCAAAUGGAACAAGAGCAAUUCUUAAAUGCAGUAGAAGAUUUUCUCAAGUGUUUGGACCUCCAAAAAGAACAUCUGGAACCAGACAACAGAUUAUUAGCAGAAACAGCAUAUAAUAUUGGCUUAGGGUUCUCGUUCCAGUCCAUGCAUGAGAAAUCUAAAGAAUAUUACAAUCAUGCCCUGGAGACUAUUGAUCUUAGGAUCAAGAAUCUACAGAAAAACAUUGAGGAAGCUGAAUCCAAGAGUAAAGGCAAAGAAAAGGCGACAGAAGAUAACCCAUUGGUUGCAAACAGAAAGGAAUUGCAGGAGUUACAGGAAUUAUACCCUGAAAUCAAAGCCAAGGUUGAUGAUGCUAGUGAAAUGAUGAAACAGGAAAGCAAGAAAGCUGAUGUCAGUUCAUUAAUGGGUAAUGGGGCUUCAACUACUAUUGGAUUUGGAGAUAGUUCUAACAAAGCAGCACCAGUUUCCAUGAUUGCAACAAAGAAGGCACCGGUAGCAGCGACAGACAUCUCCCAUCUGGUGCACCGUAAUAAGGUGGGUGGACAGUCAGUUGCUGCUGGGUCACAAUUAGUGGCCAGUGAGGAAACCAGAAGAGGCUAGUGACGAUGACACAGCUGCAAAAAAACCAUGCCAAGAUACUGACACUCCGAAAGCCAAUGACAAGCCAGCUGAAACUACCAAUGGCAAUACAGAAACGACCAUGCAAGUAACACCAGCGGAAAGCUAAAGCAAUACUCACCUAAUACUGUAUAUAAAAUAUCUAUGAUGAACAGGGAUUGUACGUUUGCCUCCAUGAUAACAAUUUUUGUACCAGAUUAUUAUUUCAUAGGUUGACAUGUAAAACCGUUAUCCAUACUUGUUGGUAACCAUUCUAGUUAGAGUUAACUUGGACAAUUAAUUUAAGAGAAAUGAAUAAAAUAUAUAACAGUUUGUUGAAAAUUGCCAAAGUAUAACUAACAUUGUAAAGUGGUGUAACCUUUUAUGACUAUCGCUGGCUUUCACUUGAUUGACUCUUGUGGAAGACAGCAGCUAUUAUUCGAUAUCAUUUUGCAACAUUAGGAGAGUUAGUGAUGUAAAUCUUUCAUAAUUAUU
Molecule: messenger RNA, 2145 nt
Organism: Actinia tenebrosa (Australian red waratah sea anemone)
Lineage: Eukaryota; Metazoa; Cnidaria; Anthozoa; Actiniaria; Actiniidae
Product: protein HGV2
Biological process (GO): DNA replication-dependent chromatin assembly; CENP-A containing chromatin assembly
Cellular component (GO): nucleoplasm
Molecular function (GO): histone binding
Source: RefSeq, a predicted model, not a curated record